AUGGGGGGGGGGCUCUGCGGGGCCCCCCCGCCGCGGCCGCCGCUGUCGCCGCUGUCGCUGCUGGGCGCGAUCGCCGCCCUGGGGCUGCGGUUCCUGGAGCACCCCUCGGACGCGCGGGCGGCCCCGGGGGGGUCUCUGCGGCUGCGCUGCCGCGCGCGGGGGGACGAGGAGCCCCCCGAGCUGGGCUGGGAGCGCGACGGAGCCGCCCUGGACGGGGACAGCGACCUGGCCCAGGUGGCCCUGCCGGGGGGGGCCUGGGUGGCCACCAGCCAGCUCAGGCUGUCCCCGGUGUCUGCGUCCGACUCCGGCCGGUACCGGUGCUGGGCCCGCCUCGGGGGAGGGGCGCGGCUCCUGUCCCGCGAGGCUCACCUGGAGCUGGCAGGGCUCCCGGUUUUCCUGGAGGAGCCGCAGGACCUGGAAUUGGCCGUUUUGGCCCCGUUUCGGCUGCGCUGCAGCGCCCGGGGCCCCCCCGAGCCCGUCAGGCUCCGCUGGCUGCGGGACGGGACCCCCCAAAACGGGCUCGGGGACCCCCUGGGCCAGAGCCCCUCCACCCUCUGGGUGCCCGGGCUGAACCGCAGCAGCUCCUUCGCGUGCGAGGCUCACAACGAGCGCGGCGUGGCCACGUCCCGCAGCGCCACCGUCACCGUGCUGGCCCCGGCCCCCAGGAAUUUGGGUUUGGCGGCGGCGGGGCCGCGGUGGCUGGAGGUGACCUGGGAGCCCGGGGACGGCUUUGGGGACACCGGAGGGGACCAGGAGUGCACGGUGCAGCUGUCCCCGGGUGACGCCGCCGCUGUCGCCGCUGUCGCCGAUCCCGCCGAUCCCGCCUCUAUCGCCGAUCCCGCCGCUGUCGCCGAUCCCGCCGCUGUCGCCGCCGUGUCGCGAUCCGUGCCGGUUCCUCCCUUCUCCCUGCGCCUGGCGGGGCUGCGGCCCCUGUCGCGAUACCUCGCGCGCGUCGCCUGUCGCGACAGGCGGGGCCGAUCGGCCUGGAGCCGCUGGGUGCCCGUGGCCACCGAGGAGGGCGCUCCCGAGGGGCCCCCCCGGAACGUCAGCGCCGCCUGGGUGGGGCCGGGCCGGGCCCGGCUGCGCUGGGGACCCCCCCGGGACCCCCUCAACGGCGUCCUCGGGGGCUUCCGGGUGGGCUACGGGACCCCCGCCCACCCCGAGGUGAUUUUGGACGUGGGGCUGGCCCAGGAGGCGUCGCUGGAUUUGGGGUCCCUGGGCCCCAACGUCACCCUCAGGGUGGUCUCCUACACCGGGGGGGGGGGGGGGCCCUGGAGCCCCCCCCCGCUGCCGCCCCCCCCCCCCGCCCCGCUGGAGACACAGCUGGUGCGUCCGGCGGCUCCGGCCGGUGUCUGGUGGCCGGCCCUGCUGGCCCUGCUGGCCCUGGGGGCUCUGGCCCUGCUGGCCCUGCUGGCGCUGGCGGCGCGGCGACGCCACAAAGAGACGCGCUACGGGGCUGCCUUCGCUCCGGCCGUUCGCUUCCGUGUCCGCAGCUCCUACGGCCGCCGGUCAGCCCAGGCCACACUGAACCGCCUGGGCAUCAGCCCCGAGCUGAAGGAGAAGCUCCGGGACGUCCUCGUGGAGCGGCACCGGGUGGCGCUGGGCAAGACCCUGGGCGAGGGAGAGUUCGGCUCGGUGGUGGAGGGGACUCUGCACCAGGACUCGGGGGUGCUGCGCGUGGCCGUGAAGACGAUGAAAUUGGCCAUCUGCUCGCGGGGGGAGCUCGAGGAUUUCCUGAGCGAGGCCGCCUGCAUGAAGGAGUUUGACCACCCCAACGUCAUGAAGUUGAUCGGGGUCUGCCUGCAGCCGUGGGGGAGGGGCUCGGAGGGGGCCCCCCCCGCCCCCAUCGUCCUCCUGCCCUUCAUGGCCCACGGGGACCUGCACAGCUUCCUGCUCUGCGCCCGCCUCGGGGACCCCCCCACGGCGCUGACCCCGCGCACCCUGCUGGGAUUCAUGGCCGACAUCGCGGCUGGGAUGAGCUACCUGAGCCAGAGGAACUUCGUGCACCGGGACCUGGCAGCGCGGAACUGCAUGCUGGACGAGCGGCUCCGGGUGCGCGUGGCCGAUUUCGGGCUCUCCAAGCAGGUGGGCGGCUCCCAGUAUUACCGGCAGGGCCGCGGGGCGCCCGUGCCCGUCAAGUGGGUGGCCCUGGAGAGCCUGGCCGAGCGCGUCUACACCACCAAGAGUGACGUGUGGUCAUUUGGAGUGACCAUGUGGGAGAUCGCCGCCCAGGGCCUGACCCCAUACCCGGGGCUGGAGAACAGCGAAGUCUUCGAGUUCCUGAGGGGGGGGCGGCGGCUGGGGGCGCCCCCGCAGUGUCCACCGCACCUGUACGCGCUGAUGCGCCGCUGCUGGGCCGCCGACCCCCGCGCCCGCCCCACCUUCGAGGAGCUGGGGGGGGCCCUGGGGGGGCUCCUGCGGGGGCUGCCCCCCCCCCCGGGGGCCCCCGCCCCCCCCCACGAAUGA
Messenger RNA from Pseudopodoces humilis (Tibetan ground-tit), 2466 nucleotides. The record is from RefSeq and is a predicted model, not a curated record. NCBI's taxonomy places the organism in Eukaryota, Metazoa, Chordata, Aves, Passeriformes, Paridae.